Molecule: messenger RNA, 546 nt
Organism: Brassica oleracea var. oleracea
Lineage: Eukaryota; Viridiplantae; Streptophyta; Magnoliopsida; Brassicales; Brassicaceae
Exons: 2
Coding region: 1-546 (181 amino acids)
Source: RefSeq, a predicted model, not a curated record
AUGGCAGACACAAACCAAAACGAAGACGUAACGGAACCACCAAAUGGAGCACAAAUUUCUUCAAGGCGUGGAAGACAACCUCGACGAAGGUCUGCCAUUGAAAACGUGAUUGAAAAUAGUGCUCAUUUUAUUACGGAGUAUCGUGAACGACGGGGUGCCAUCCUUUUGUACCAAGAUGCCAUUAAUGCUCUUAGACGUGUUAAUAUCCCCAAGCGUACUCCAUUUUGGCGAGCUGCAGUACGGUGCCUUACCCAAGCCAACUAUGCAUCAGCGUUUGUUGCAUUAGAGGAGGAGGAGAAGAUUGAUUGGCUUGAAGCAAUUACUGGAUUUAGCAAAGAUGGAGAGCGUUUCAAUGACUAUGAAACAGAAGGAAGAACACGUGGAACUAAUAAUAAUUAUGGUGUUCCAAGCGGUGGAUUAUCUAACAAUAACCCAAGCAGUAGUAAUUAUGAAGACGCAGAUGGACAAAACGAGUUAAAUGGUUACAUGACAAGUGGCUUUAGAGAUUUGCUAGGGGUGGAGAAUGAAACAAUGAAUAUUGACUAA